This is a messenger RNA of Archocentrus centrarchus (flier cichlid), 1252 nucleotides long. It is a transcript of the gene mrnip, whose product is annotated as MRN complex interacting protein. Lineage: Eukaryota; Metazoa; Chordata; Actinopteri; Cichliformes; Cichlidae. Gene Ontology annotation, molecular function: chromatin binding. The transcript is spliced from 6 exons. The coding region runs from base 265 to 999 and encodes 244 amino acids. Gene Ontology annotation, biological process: mitotic G2 DNA damage checkpoint signaling. The record is from RefSeq and is a predicted model, not a curated record. Gene Ontology annotation, cellular component: nucleus.
GGGACGCAUCAUCUGCUGGAAAUCAAACAUAAAGGACCUAAAACACUAAACAGGAGGAGCUGAUCAGAGUCCUCCUCUCUGAGCUCUGAGACUGAUUAUUGAUCACUGAGGACGGAGGCACGUUCACGUUCAUCCUCCGGCCUGCAGGGGGCGCGCUUACGUUAGUUCGGCUGCUGUGACGCAAACUGUGACGUGGCACAGAGGUUAAAAUAGACCCGCGAAAACUGAGAAGAACCUGAACCGGGACCAGCAGCUGCCCCCGCCAUGGGUCAGGAGUUUCACGUCCUCAGGUGUUUCAGCUGUCAGAGCUUCCAGGUUCACCAGGUGAAGAAGGCGAGCAGAUGGAGCUGUAAACUGUGUGGAGAGAAACAGUCGCUGCUGAAGGAGUUUGGUCGGGGCUCCGCGGCCGACUGCAGACGUCAUGUUCAGAAACUGAACGCCAUGAGAGGAGCCGUAAUGGAAGAGCAAGAGCGCCACACCUGGUCGCUAUGGGAGCAGCAGGAGGAGGAGGAGGAACAGAGAGACAAACAGGUGAGACAGGCUCAGACAAGCCGCUGGAGCAAAUACUUGGAUACACCUGAGGAGGCGGAGCCAGAAGAUGAGGCGGAGCCAGAGGAGAAUGAUUUAGUAAACAGGAAGCAGCUCGAUGGCAACAAGAUGGCUGAGAGGAAGAGGAAGAGAGCUAAGGAAGCAGGACCAGAGGAUGGCCACACACCUGAACAGCUAAACUGUCUGAAACCCCGAAAACCUUCAGCCACAACCACCUGUAGCCCCGCCCCCUGCUCUCCAGCCACCAGGUGGUCUUGUUUCCUCAGUCCUGAGUGUAAGGUGCAGGAGGAGGAGCCUGCUGUUUGUGGCCAGACUCAGUCUUUAGGUGGAGCCUCUGAUCCGUCACGCUCCAGCAUAAUCAGCAGACCCCACCCCCUGCUUCCUGCUUCCUCCAUGUUUGAGAGUGGCGAGGAGUUCAACUUUGAUGACGACUUCCUGACGCAAGUUUAAAGACAAGCAGGUGUUGGUCAGGUGUUUAUUUAACCUUGUUUCCAGAUGUUGGCCCUGCCUCUCGCACUAAGGUGAUUGGGAUAGGCUCCAGCCCCCCCAUAACCCCUCAUUGGAUAAGCAGAAAAAGAUGGACUCGUUUUUCUGACAGAUGUUUGUUUCCAGAUGUUUAUAAAUGACAGAUUCUGUUUUUCUUCUUCAUGUUUUUAUUGCUCAGACAGAAAUGUUUAUGUUGAUGAUCAAUAAAGAGAACAGA